Messenger RNA from Acanthosepion pharaonis, 780 nucleotides. NCBI's taxonomy places the organism in Eukaryota, Metazoa, Mollusca, Cephalopoda, Sepiida, Sepiidae. The record is from the annotation of a GenBank genome assembly.
AUGAGGAGGCUUUUAGGGACCGACUGUACUCUUUUCAUAGCUCUCUCCCUCUCUCUCUCUUUCCACCCUAUCUGUCUAUAUCUACAAGUUACUUACUCACCUUCUAAGAAUGAAUCUAUCUAUCUAUCUAUCUAUCUAUCUAUCUAUCUAUCUAUCUAUCUGCUUCUUUUUUCUUUCCUUCUAUCUAUCUAUCUAUCUAUCUAUCUAUCUAUCUAUCUAUCUAUCUCAAUAUUGUUCUUUCUUUCUUUCUUUCUUUCUUUCUUUCUUUCUUCAAAAAUAUUCAUCUCCUUCCCUAUUAUCUAUCCCAAUAUUGUUUUUCUAUCUUUCUUUCUAUCUUUCAUCUAUCUAUCUAUCUAUCCCUAUUUGCUAUCUAUCUAUCUAUCUUUUCUAUCUAUCUAUCUAUCUAUCUGCUUCUUUUUAAUUUUCUAUCUAUCUAUCUAUCUAUCUAUCUAUCUAUCUAUCUAUCUAUCUAUCUAUCUCAAUAUUGUGCUUUCUUUCUUUCUUUCUUUCUUUCUUUCUUUCUUCGCAAAUAUUCAUCUCCUUCCCAUUAUCUAUCCCUGUUUGUUAUCUAUCUAUCUAUCUAUCUAUCUAUCUAUCUAUCUAUCUAUCUACGCCUGUUCAUUAUCUAUCUGUCUCUAUAUUAGAUUAAACUCGAAUAUUCACCCAAAUGUAAUUAUCCUCCCACUUUUCCUCCUCACUCUCUCUAUCUCAUCAACUCGCAAUUACACGUUUUUCUCUCCUUCUUCAUAUUCUCUCCCUAACAUAAGAACGUUGAGAUAA